This is a messenger RNA of Anthostomella pinea, 786 nucleotides long. NCBI's taxonomy places the organism in Eukaryota, Fungi, Ascomycota, Sordariomycetes, Xylariales, Xylariaceae. The record is from the annotation of a GenBank genome assembly.
AUGCAGAAGCAGCAGACCGACGUCCAGGUGAUUGUCGCAGGGCUACCACGUACGGGGACAUUGAGUCUGAAGUGGGCGCUGGACAAGCUGGGCUAUGGUCCAUCUUUCCACUUGAUGGACAUCAAAAACCAGUUCCAAAGUGUCAAGCGCAGCGCCGAGGUCGUCAAAGUCGUCGACCAGGAGGAGAGGCAGAGCAAACUGCGGGAGCUCUUUAACGGAUACUCGGCGGUCCUGGAGCAGCCCGCCAGCACGUGUCUGCCUGACCUCCUGGAGAUAUACCCAAACGCCAAGGUGAUAUUGUCCAUGCGGUCAAGCCCAGAAGUAUGGCUAGAUUCAUGGAAGGGGCUCGGGGUCGAUGUCCGAGGCCUCCAAUUCCGUCUACUUGGAUACUGGGCACCCGGUGUCCUCACAAGCUCCGACCUAUACCGGGCUUGGACAAUUACAGCCGCCCAAAAUCACGGCAUUUCAGAACCGUGUGUAGAGCUCUACCACAAACACAACGCAUGGGUGGAGAGCCUAGUACCGGAAGAGAGGCUGCUGCGCUUCAACUGCACGCAGGGCUGGGCCCCUUUGAUCGAGUUCCUGGACGUCCAAAAGGUGACGGAGGGGCAGCUGGGCGAGUUCCCUCGGGCGAACCAAAGGGUCGUGUUGCGAUCGCUCAAGAGAGCAGCGAUGCUGUACGGACUGGGGGCUUGGGUUUUGAUGUUUUGUGCGCUCUAUAUGGUCAUUGAACGGUUCGCUCCGCUCGGAGGGGGCCUCAAGUCGACGUAUAGUCUCGCGGCAUAG